AGCCAGGGGGGAAGACGACCCAUGAGCUCGAGGCUCUCGUCUCCCUCGGUUCGGCGCGAUUUAGUUUACUACCCGGGCGAGAAGGCGACGCAGUGUCGUUCUUCUGGAUCACGAGGAACGAUCCGAAACAGGCGAACAGUGAUCCACGGGAUGAAUACACGUAAACCGAGGAGGGACUCGGAUGUCCUGUUGUCCAAGUUCGGUCACAAGGAGUUCCUCUUCAAGUUCCUCGUGAUUGGUGACUAUGGCGUCGGGAAAACAGCGCUCGUCAGAAGAUAUACAGAAGGAAGGUUCACAUCAAAUUACAAGAUUACCAUAGGAGCCGAUUUCGCGAUAAAAACGCUCGAUUGGGAUCCUCACACUAAAAUAAACUUGCAACUAUGGGAUGUCGCGGGCCACGAGAGGUUCGGAUAUAUGACCAGAGUUUAUUACAAGUAUGCAGUGGCUGCAGCUUUGGUUUUCGACAUCUCGCGAGUAGCGACGUUCCAGUCGAUAAAGAAAUGGCUCUCCGAUCUGAGGGAAAAGGUCACGCUGCCGGAUGGAACAAAUAUACCCGUAGUUCUUUUGGCGAAUAAGUGCGACGUCCCUUGUCCGGUGGUACCAACCGAGCAAAUCGCAAAAUUUUGCAAGGAGAACGACAUAGGCGCCUGGUAUAUAACUUCUGCUAAAGAAAAUACAAAUAUCGACGUGGCGAUGCGAUAUUUAGUGGAAAACGUGCUCAAAUCGAAAAUCGACGGAGGAGUGCGCGAUUCCAUCAGGCUGCGAGACAAGCCUGCGAUUCGAGACAAAAAUCCUUGUUGUAAAUCCUAAUCGAUGCACGGAUUACAGAAAUCUCAUUUAUGGUAUCGCCGUCCUCAUCCCAAAGAGUUAACCUUUUUUUUUUUAUACAAAUUUUUACCCGUUUUACAUCCAUAUAAAAGAGACUGAAAAUUACUCGCGUGCUCUUAGGUAUCGUAUAUGUAGUCGUGCGAGAUAUACGCGCGAGUUCCAAGCGAAAAGGAAAGGUACAACGUGUACAAUAAAAACAAGUUUUU
This is a messenger RNA of Hylaeus anthracinus, 1034 nucleotides long. RefSeq names its product ras-related protein Rab-38-like. The record is from RefSeq and is a predicted model, not a curated record. Gene Ontology annotation, molecular function: GTP binding; GTPase activity. The transcript has 6 exons. Gene Ontology annotation, cellular component: trans-Golgi network; vesicle; Golgi apparatus. Gene Ontology annotation, biological process: vesicle-mediated transport. Lineage: Eukaryota; Metazoa; Arthropoda; Insecta; Hymenoptera; Colletidae. The coding region runs from base 22 to 810 and encodes 262 amino acids.